Raphanus sativus (radish) is the source of this 5725-nucleotide messenger RNA. Its product is annotated as protein CHROMATIN REMODELING 5. Gene Ontology annotation, biological process: nucleosome organization; regulation of transcription by RNA polymerase II. NCBI's taxonomy places the organism in Eukaryota, Viridiplantae, Streptophyta, Magnoliopsida, Brassicales, Brassicaceae. The coding region runs from base 257 to 5320 and encodes 1687 amino acids. Gene Ontology annotation, cellular component: chromatin; nucleus. The transcript is spliced from 31 exons. Gene Ontology annotation, molecular function: ATP hydrolysis activity; ATP binding; ATP-dependent chromatin remodeler activity. The record is from RefSeq and is a predicted model, not a curated record.
AAAACACAAUUAGCAUCCAUCCAUCCGGUAAAAUCCCCCAAUCUCUCUCUCUCUAUCUGCACGCUUUCUCUCACUAAAAAAUCAAUCCCCUUCCCUUCUUCGCCAUCCAAUAACUCGGUAACCGGCGAUCGUCUUUCUCCCAAUCAACGGGACGAGACACGAUCUACCGAGCCUCGGAUAAAAGCUCCCUCACCUCCUCUUUUCCGAUUAGAUUAUAUCCCCCCGAGCAUUAUUGAUUGCUUUCAUGUGAGAGAAGAUGGCUUUCUUUAGGAACUACUCAAACGAUACUGUAGUAUCACCUAGUGUUCUUGACGAAAAUGAGGACAACCCUCCUCCUACUUUACAUCAUCAACAAGGUAUGGAUGAUGCUACUUACACUGAAAGAGGUUUCGACAUGAACUUGGACAUGCAGUAUCCAACUGAAGCAGAGCCAGGAUCUAGUAUUAGGCAUCCAGGGACGACGACGACGGAUAAGGUACCUCUUCCUCCGGGGAGGAGAAUGGGUGUUUCUGGGAAGUGGGGUUCCACCUUUUGGAAAGACUGUCUGCCUAUUGGGCAGAGAGACGGCUCUGAUUAUCUAUCCAACAGCCAAAACUUUGAUUCUGAAAAUGAAAACGAGGAGGAGGAUAAAGCAAUGAACAAGCAGCAGCAGCAGAGUGGUCAAGCUGAUAUUCCAGCUGAGGAGAUGCUUUCUGAUGAAUAUUACGAACAAGAUGAGGAUAAUCAAAGUGACCAUGCGCAGUACAAAGUGUAUGGCAAUGCUACGAAUUCUAGAUCACUGCCCAAGACGGGAUCUUCUAUCGGUAGCAAGUCGAGGACCUCUAGAGCAAUUCAGAAAAAUAUUCACUACGGUGAUGGUAAUGAUGACGACAACGGUGAUGCUGAUAUCGACUAUGAAGAGGAGGAAGAUGAGGAUGACCCUGAAGACGCUGACUUUGAGCCCUAUGAUGCUGCUCCUGGUGGUGAUGCAAGGAAGAAGCAUGACCAAGAUUGGGACGUUUCUGAUGAAGAUCCUGACAGUGAUGAUGAUUUCGAUCUUCCCGAUUCCGAGGAUGACUACGACACAAAAAAGCCUAAGGUUAGGCAACAAGGUAAAGGUUUCCGGAAGUUAAGCUCUGGACUCGAUAGGAAACCAGCCCAGGCUUCUAGUCGUCAAAAGAGGAAACCAUCAUAUCAAGAGGACUUCUCAGAGGAUGAUUCUGACAAUGACAUUGACGAGGGUUUUAGAAGCAUGCCCAGAAGAGGUACAGCUCUAGGGAAAAACAAUGAAAGGUCUACAAGACAGAGUAGUGAAGUUCGGAGCUCCACCAGAUCAGUUCGUAAAGUGUCUUAUGUGGAGAGCGAGGACAGUGAAGAAAUAGAUGAUGGGAAAAAUCGAAAAACCCAAAAGGAUGACAUUGAAGAAGAGGAUUGUGAUGCCAUUGAAAAAGUGCUUUGGCAUCAGCCAAAGGGCAUGAGCGGAGAUGCUCACACGGAUAAAAAAUUAACAGUUCCCGUCCUACUAAGCCAACUUUUUGAUAGUCAACCAGAUUGGAAUGAAAUGGAAUUCCUAAUAAAAUGGAAAGGUCAAUCACACUUGCAUUGUCAGUGGAAGUCAUUGAGCGAUCUCCAGAAUCUUAGUGGCUUCAAGAAGGUACUUAACUACACAAAGAAAGUGUCAGAGGAGAUUAGGUACAGGACAGUACUCUCACGAGAGGAGAUUGAGGUCAAUGAUGUGAGCAAAGAAAUGGAUCUGGACAUCAUUAAGCAGAAUUGUCAGGUAGAAAGAAUAAUUGCAGAUCGAAUCAGCAAAGAUGAUUUAGGUGACGUGGUGCCAGAGUAUCUUGUAAAGUGGCAAGGGCUUUCUUAUGCUGAAGCUACUUGGGAGAAGGAUGUCGAUAUAGCAUUUGCACAGGCUGCUAUUGAUGAGUUCAAGGCUCGUGAAGUUUCAAUUGCAGUGCAAGGAAAAAUGGUGGAACAGCAGCGUACAAAAGGGAAAGCAAGUCUGCGGAAGCUUGAGGAGCAGCCUGAGUGGCUAAGCGGAGGUACGCUACGGGACUACCAGCUGCAGGGUUUGAAUUUUCUCGUCAACAGCUGGCUUAAUGACACUAAUGUCAUUUUGGCUGACGAAAUGGGUCUUGGUAAGACUGUUCAGUCCGUUUCAAUGCUUGGGUUUUUACAGAAUACCCAACAAAUACCAGGUCCCUUUCUUGUCGUUGUGCCUUUGUCAACCUUAGCUAAUUGGGCUAAAGAAUUCAGAAAGUGGCUUCCUGACAUGAAUAUAAUAGUAUAUGUUGGCACCCGGGCGAGUCGAGAGGUUUGUCAGCAAUACGAAUUUUACAAUGAAAAGAAAGUUGGCCGGCCCAUAAAAUUCAAUGCUCUGUUGACCACCUAUGAGGUAGUUCUUAAGGAUAAAGCUGUUCUCUCCAAGAUUAAGUGGAUUUACUUGAUGGUGGAUGAAGCACAUAGACUGAAAAAUAGCGAGGCACAGCUGUACACGGCCCUUUUGGAAUUUAGCACGAAGAAUAAAUUGCUUAUUACUGGUACUCCACUACAGAAUAGUGUCGAAGAACUGUGGGCUCUGCUCCACUUCCUUGAUCCUGCCAAGUUCAAGAAUAAGGAUGAGUUUGUUCAAAACUACAAGAACCUUAGCUCAUUUAAUGAAUCUGAGCUCGCCAAUCUCCAUUUAGAAUUGAGACCUCAUAUUCUACGACGAGUGAUAAAGGAUGUGGAAAAGUCUUUGCCUCCAAAAAUUGAGCGUAUUCUAAGAGUUGAGAUGUCCCCUCUUCAGAAACAGUACUACAAGUGGAUACUGGAGCGCAACUUCCAUGAUUUAAAUAAAGGGGUGCGCGGUAAUCAGGUUUCACUUUUAAACAUUGUGGUGGAGUUGAAGAAGUGCUGCAAUCAUCCUUUCCUAUUUGAAAGUGCAGACCAUGGAUAUGGUGGUGACAUUAAUGAUAACACUAAACUGGAUAAGAUUAUCCUAAGCAGUGGAAAGCUGGUUAUCCUAGAUAAGCUGCUGGUUAGACUGCGUGAGACUAAGCAUCGCGUGCUUAUUUUUUCCCAGAUGGUAAGAAUGUUAGAUAUCCUGGCAGAAUACCUCUCUCUUAGAGGUUUCCAGUUCCAGAGACUGGAUGGUAGUACCAAGGCAGAACUUCGUGCGCAAGCAAUGGAUCAUUUUAAUGCUCCUGCUAGUGACGACUUCUGCUUUCUUCUUUCUACCCGAGCUGGUGGUCUGGGUAUCAAUCUUGCUACUGCUGACACAGUCGUUAUAUUUGACUCUGACUGGAAUCCACAGAAUGAUCUGCAGGCGAUGAGUCGAGCGCACAGAAUUGGACAACAAGAAGUUGUGAACAUUUAUAGAUUUGUCACGAGCAAAAGUGUUGAGGAAGAGAUCCUAGAGCGCGCCAAGAGAAAAAUGGUUCUUGAUCAUUUGGUUAUUCAAAAACUAAAUGCGGAGGGUAGGCUGGAGAAGCGGGAAACUAAAAAGGGAGCGAACUUUGACAAGAACGAGCUUUCUGCAAUAUUAAGAUUUGGAGCGGAAGAACUUUUUAAAGAGGAUAAAAAUGAAGAAGAAAGCAAAAAGCGGCUUUUAAGUAUGGAUAUUGACGAAAUCCUAGAGAGGGCAGAGCAAGUAGAGGAAAAGGAUGCUGGCGAAUCAGAGCAUGAACUGUUGGGUGCUUUUAAGGUUGCUAACUUUUGUAACGCUGAAGAUGAUGGGUCUUUUUGGAGUCGUUGGAUAAAACCUGAAUCUGUGGUCACAGCUGACGAAGCUCUUGCACCACGGGCCGCUAGGAAUACGAAGAGUUAUGUGGAUUAUGAGAGGAUCAAUCCUGACAGGACCAGUAAAAGAAAAAAGAAAGGAUCUGAACCUCCAGAGAGAAGUCAAAAGCGCAGAAAAGCUGAAUAUUUUGUUCCCUCAACUCCAAUAUUAGAGGGGGCUACAGCUCAAGUGAGAGGCUGGUCCUAUGGAAAUCUCCCUAAGAGAGAUGCACAACGAUUUUAUCGAACUGUGAUGAAGUUUGGUAACCAUAAUCAAAUUGCAUAUAUUGCGGAAGAGGUGGGUGGUGUUGUUGAAGCAGCCCCGGAAGAAGCACAAGUUGAGCUAUUUGAUGCUUUAAUUGACGGUUGUCGGGAAUCUGUUGAAACAGGAGAGUUUGAAUCAAAGGGUCCUGUGUUGGAUUUCUUUGGUGUGCCAGUAAAAGCAAACGAACUAUUGAAACGUGUGGAAGGACUCCAGCUCUUAUCAAAGCGUAUUAGUCGAUAUGACGAUCCAAUUACACAAUUCCGGGUGCUGUCGUACCUUAAACCUUCAAAUUGGUCCAAGGGUUGCGGUUGGAAUCAGAUUGAUGAUGCGAGAUUGCUUUUGGGAAUACUUUAUCAUGGUUUUGGGAACUGGGAGAAGAUAAGAUUAGAUGAGAGCCUUGGACUUGCAAAGAAGAUUGCUCCUGUUGAACUUCAACACCAUGAGACUUUUUUACCUCGUGCUCCAAACCUAAAGGAGCGUGCUACUGCACUUCUGGAAAUGGAACUUUCUGCAGCAGGAGGGAAAAACACAAAUGCCAAAGCAUCACGUAAAAAUUCCAAAAAGGUUGUUAUCAAUCAAUUGAAAGCACCUGCAAGAGACCGAAAAGGGAAAUCUGGUCCUGCCAAUCUGACAACAACAAAAGAUGUUGUUGGAACUCGGAGAACCCAAAACGCUGAGCCGUUGGUGAAGGAAGAGGGAGAAAUGUCUGAUGAUGAGGAAGUGUACGAGCAGUUUAAGGAGCAGAAAUGGAUGGAAUGGUGUGAAGAUGUAUUGGCUGGUGAAAUCAAAACACUUGAACGUCUACAAAGAUUGCAAACAAUUAGUGCGGAUCUGCCAAAGGAGAAGGUGCUUUUCAAAAUCCGGAGAUAUUUGCAAAUCCUUGGGAGGAGAAUAGAUGAAGUUGUUUUAGAACACGAAGAGGAUUCGUAUAAGCAAGAUAGAAUGACAAUGAGAUUAUGGAACUAUGUUUCAACCUUCUCAAACCUAUCAGGGGAUCGACUCAAUCAGAUCUACUCCAAAUUGAAGCAGGAGAGAGAGGAGGAAGAAGGGGUUGGACCAUCGCAACUAAAUGGCUCAACAGCCGGUAGGAGGCAACAAAGAUUCAAAACACCAGGACCUCCGCAAGUUCACAAGGGCAUUGACACAGCAAAAUUUGAAGCAUGGAAAAGGAGAAAAAGAACAGAAAAUUACGAUGUCCAUCAUCAAUCUGAGCGACCACCGAUAAGCAACAGCUCUAACUCACUGGGAAUACUGGGCCCUCCACCAUCUGAUAGAAGCCAUCGGGCACGCCAAGCUGGAUUUCCGCCAAGAUAAGUUUACUCUGGUACUUAACCAAUGCAAUAUGUAUGCUCCGUGCAGCUGACGGUGAACUCUGGAUUCUCAGUAGUUCGAAAAACAUAGAUACCCCCCGGAAGAUUCAAUUUCUUUUUCCCAACACAGCAGCAACCUUUGGUUUUCUGGUUGCUCAAAUUGGAGAUUGGCAUACCCGACCAGCUGAUGCGGAAUGAUUACAUAAUAUUAUAUAUAUCUGAGAAACUCACAAAUUUGUUAUUGAGCCAAGGGAUAGUACUUCAUGCAUAGUGCUUUGCUUAGGUGAAAUAGCUGUGGAUGUUAGUCUGAACUCUAUUUCUUUUAUAUAUGUUAUUACCCUUGGAAUAGAGCAAAAUCAAACUGUAUAUUACCAGUUUUGUUUAUUUUAAUUUCUAAAGUUCGUUGCAA